Messenger RNA from Filobasidium floriforme, 3618 nucleotides. RefSeq lists its product as uncharacterized. The record is from RefSeq and is a predicted model, not a curated record. NCBI's taxonomy places the organism in Eukaryota, Fungi, Basidiomycota, Tremellomycetes, Filobasidiales, Filobasidiaceae. The transcript is spliced from 5 exons. Bases 1 to 3618 code for a protein of 1205 amino acids.
AUGCCGUCCCUCUUCGCUAGACACCGGCAUACCCGGUCCACCGAUACCACCACAUCAAACAACCCCGCCUCCUCGACAUACCAACCCACACACCUCCGAAAACCAUCCCUGACCGAGUCUGGCCCGCCUCCAGCUGCCUCGGCUUCGGCCUCAUCAGGGUUGUUGGGGAACCUCAAGGCCAAACUCAACGCCUCGAGGGUUUCUUUGCAUGAGGACGAUCCAUCCUUGAGUAACGGUGCGAAUGGGGGGAAGAGGAGAUUCUCGAUCGGACAAGCUUUCGCAUCCGGGAACGGCACCAAGGACGGUCAGGAUUACAACGCAGGGAGGAGGAACUCUAUCGCUCUCGUCAGCGAAGUUCCCGAUUCUCCCCCAGCCCCUAACCGAGCCAACUACCCGCCGGGAACCAAGAUCAUGCCGACUCCCCCACGGAAUAGCGUCCUAGGAACUUCCGGGUUGGAGGCGGAUGAGAACCGACGACGACGAGAAUCGACGGAUCUUUUGGAUGUGGAUCAUGCUCAAGAUCGAGCUCGAGGGCCAGGUUCUCCAAUCAAGCCUGUGGCACAAGACGGAUCGAGAGGUGCUGCAGGACUGGACGCUUGGAAACCUCUUGUUCCGGAUAACAAGGGUGUCCCACUCAACUCCCCUCCUACGUCGCCGCCUAUGCCUACCACACCACUGCGAACCAACCCCAACGCGACUACGCCCGUGUCUAGCCCGCUGUCGACCCUCCACACAGCCUCUCCUCGAAGCACUCGGGCUGCACCGGGCCGAAUCGCUUUACCUCCACCAGGUCUCGUCUCGCGGAAAUCCACCGCGUCACACGGGAUGGGACUAUCCAUCGUACCCUCCACUCCUUUACCUCAACGGAUCGCCAACCUUCCUACUCUGAACGGGAGUACAAGUGCGAGCGGCGGUGGCGUCUCUGAAUCGUCCACUCCUGGAGGAUAUGGGUUCCCGAGUGCGGCUGGUGCAGGACCCGCUGGUUCGAGGCCUGGAAGCGGGCAUGGUGGUGGUACGACCAGCCUGCAGAGCUCACCAGGCGCCAUGACGAGGACUGCAUCAGAGCAUAGGUGGGCGAAAAAGGCCAUGCCCGUCAUGCUCAGAGAACCUUCUCACCGCCCCGCUCCUCCCGUUAUAGCUUCUCCCGAGCAGGAAGGAUCCGACGACUCGGACUCGCAAGAGUCGAGCGAGUCUGAAUCCGGGUCUGACGAUGACGAGGACGACAGCAGCGAGGAGGGUGGCGCGACGUCUACUGCCACUCGUGCUGUCGAACAUCGCGGCCUGCUCGGACGCAGGGAGAGGGUGGAUUCGAUCCACGAAGAACCGGAAGAGGAUCAACAGGGCUCUCCGAGCCAGUCGAGUCGACGUCAAUUACCUCCCCUGUCCAUUCCGGAUCGCCGUCAACUCGUCGCCCCGCAGCUCGAUGGACUGCCUGAGAACCCGAUGGAAACGCAAGCUUCUGGCUCGCAACCGUCGAUGCAAUCCCGGACGUCGUCGUCUUCCUGGGCACUUCCCACCCCGAAGACACCCGGUGCCAACCAAUUUUUCGCUGGUGGAGGUGGAUGGACGCAGUUUGGUGCUGCCACACCGACGAUUGGGACCCCAAUGGGUUCUCCUUCUGCCAAGUCGCCCGGUCGAGCCGCGCUGGGAGCGUUCAAUAUGCCUAACGGGGUGGCCAAAGCGGCGGCUUUGUCGAGGAACCAAACGCCUGCUGCAGGUAUCAAGGUCGGGGAGACGUCAUACUUUGACACCGCCAGGCCGGCAACGGACGGGAAUGCCACGCCAACGCCGACUUCUGCUAGACCUCCAAAUGUCGACGACGAUGAGGUCGAAGAAGUCACCACGCCUCGAGCUGAGGAGCCCGAACUAGCCUUUUCGGAAGAAGCUCAAUCUGCUACCGCUGCUCCUGCUUUGCCUCUGGACCUGUCCAACCUACCUGGCAUGAUUCCGGCCACCCAGGAUGACCAAGUCUCUUCUCCCUUGCGCGAAACGUUGCGCUCGCAAGAAUCCUUGUCAGGCAGUCGGCCGACGACCCCGCUUACUUCUCGUCCGAGGAUGCUGACGCACAAGUCUCGGAGCAUGGUCGAUUUGUCUGCCGCGGCGUCCUCGUCGUGGCGAGAGCCAGAGGCGCCCAUCUCCCGUCGAGGCUCUGAUGAGGCUGAGGAAGAAGAAGAGCUGGCAGAUACGCCAUCGCCCGCAGAACAGACGAAUCGUACUGAAAUCUCUCCUGUGGGGAUGAUCCCGAUUGGCGAGAGCUUGCGGCAGUACAACCCUUCGCCUGCACCUAGCGCCAGAUCCUCCGCCGAUUGGGCUCGACCCCCUCCCACUCCCGGGAUCGGCAUGACCCAACCGUUCCGGUUUGGAACCGGUGGUAUGACCAGCGGGACGUCGACCCCGGUCACAUCCCCCAAAAAGACCGUUCUGCAGCGUCAGAUGUCAGAGGCCCGUGGAUCCCCUUUGAAGCGCAGGCGAUCGCUCGACGACACGCGUGUCAAGCCGCCCAAGUAUGAACCUCCCGAGCCUGGUUCGCGGAUCCCAAGGCCUAGGGAAGAGGAAGGUCGAGAGAACUUACCUGAAUACUGGUGUCACGUACACAUCGAAGGUUAUUUGCCCCGAAAGAUGGAGUUCUCAGCACCAGGUGUGCAAGCACGAGACAGGAGUUGGAAACGCCUCUACUUUGUCUUGCACGGAACCUCGCUGCGGGUCUUCAAGCACGACGUCAACAAGAUCCCGUUCAAGGCCGGAUCUAUCUCGAUCCCUGAGAUCUCCGAAGCCGAUUUGGCCAACUUGCAUGUACAUAAACCGGGCGAGAGGCGAGAAUCGGUCACCGCCACUCCGGCAGCUCGUCCAGGCGCUCCUGCCGCUCCGACUGGUCGUCGCGGUUCCCUCGUCGAAGGCAGCGUUAACGCUCCUACGGGAAGACGAGGCUCAUUGCCCGGAGACCCUGAUGCCAUCACUCCGGCCGGUCGACGUCCUUCCCAAAGUUCGGUCGGAUCCAGCGUCGCGGCGAGCACAACAACGACUGCUACGACGUCGAGCGAAAAGGAAAUGUUCUUGUUCCAACCCGCCUCCCAGGCUACCCAGGCGAGACGAGCUAGUAUGAGCGUACCUCCUCCCGCACCCUCAAGCGGGAUCAACGCUAGGGAGAACAUCGCCUCGCAUUUGCCUUUUGGCGGCGGGAACGCGCUCGUCAAGCAAUAUUCGUUGCAAAACGCCGAGAGCGGGUUGGCUGCGGAUUACGUCAAGAAGCGAAACGUCGUGCGGGUCCGUGCGGAGGGUGAACAGUUCUUGUUGCAAACCGAUAGCGCAAAGGACGUGGUCGACUGGAUCGAGGCCUUCCAAGCGGCGACCAACGUCUCGCUCGAGCUGGAUACCCGACCGAUGCCAAAGAUUAUCACUCUGCCUCGACGAAGGAGGAGGAGAAGGCCCGGCGAGGGACCUGCCAACGCUGCUGCCGGCCAGCCGGGUGUCGCGGAGAACGACGAUACGCCUGAAGGUAAUGCCCGCGCGGUGGAACAAGCCGAACGAGCUGCAGCGGCUGCGGCUGCCCGGGAAACGAAUUCUCGCAACGUCAAUGCCAUGGAGGCCAUGUUAGCCGAGGACCAAGCGGCCGCCUAG